CGCGUCUUCGCUAUAGUAAUUGGCACGCCGCGUCGCCCACGCCGUUGGAGUAUUGGACGCACUGGUCUGCCGGAGUCGGGACGCCAGAACGACGCUAUAUAUAUUAUUACUCUAUGCGCUAUCAGCGCGUCGUACGAGCGCUCCGAUCAACAGUUAAACAUAAUAUCAAAUAUACAGUGUAGUUGUUUCGUUUGUUUUCGGGUACCCGCACAGUACACAGAUACGAUUUAAUUAAAACGUAUCGUACGGUGCGCGGGCGAACGACAGUACAACAGACGGCAAUAUACACCGUCGUCGGUAUAGAUUAUCGCCGAAGAGUUGUCGCCCGUCAAGCGUUGGAACAUUUUCGACAUGGACGACAAAGUUCUGUUAAGAUUCUUGCGUCAUUAUUUCCAUCACGCCGACUUUAAGAACGCAACGCAGAAGGAGGCCAUCAUAGCGGUAUUGAAAAGGAACGCUGAUGUUUUCGUAUCGUUUCCGAGCGGUUAUGGCAGAACAAUGUGCUACCAACUACCUUCUUUAAUUCAUUGGAAUAAAAUGUCUAUAAUAAUAAUGCCUCACGUUACAAGGAUUAUGAGUGAAGUUAACAGCUUAAGGCGUUUGAAAAUUCAUUCCAAAGUUAUUUCUUCGUCAACAGAUCCUAGUGAAAAAACAGUUAUUUAUGAUAGCUUAAAAUCUACACAUACUGCUCUUAAUAACUUUCUCUAUGUGACUCCCGAUCAAGUUUCUACAGCGGACUUCAAAUCAUUAAUGUCUCACUUGAUACAAUCUAAGAAACUAUCAUAUAUUGUAGUCGAUGAAACACAUUGUGAAAGCCAAUGGAUUUAUGGUCAAAAAAAUCAUGAAUAUCAUACUCUUGGCAAACUUAGAAGAGAAUGCAAGGACAUUCCAUGGAUUGUGGUUACAGCUACAGCUGGCAUUGACGUCGUUGAUUUUUUGAAGAGAGUUUUAUAUAUGAAAGAAGGUCCUACCAGUUUCUUAAGGUUUUCAAUACCAUGCUAUAGAAAGAAUAUAUAUUAUGAUGUUGCUUAUGAUGAUAUCAUUGGAAUUUCAGUUCCUCAUUUAACACAAUAUCUUGAGAGAUAUUUAAAUGGAGAUGACGUGCAUCGUACUCGAAACUCAGGUAAACCUUCUGGAUUAAUAUUUUGUAAGACCCGACAGGUUACUGAACAAUUAGUCAGAGAUCUCAAGCAAAAUGGUUUUUCAAUUGCUGCUUUUCAUGCUGGACUAGAGGACGCUGAGCGUUAUGCUAUUAAAGACUCUUUUAUGAAGGGAUAUUAUCAAAUUCUUGCCGUAACUAGUACUUCUGGAAUGGAAAUUAAUAAACCAAAUAUAAGAUUGAUUGUUCAUUGGGGUUUGCCAUCUAGUAUUACAGCAUAUUAUUAUGAAACAGGGCAAGCUGGAAAAGAUGGUUUUCCAGCACGAUGUCGAAUUUACUUAACAAAGCAAUCAACAACAUACUACAAUGCAGAUAAUGAAACUAUCUUGGCUGCCGAAAUAGAUCCAGCCAAUACUAUUGAACUAGUACAAAAAACAGCAAAAAGUUUCCUUGUGUUUCUGCAUUCUCGUUACAUGAAAGAUUAUUGUGAAGGUUCAAAGUGUAGACACAGUUUUUUUGCUGAUUAUUUUGGAGACGAAAAAAUGGAAUGCGAAAAUAAAUGUGACAUUUGUUCCAUAGUAUCUCAUACUGCUAUUCAAAAGGAAAUUCAAAAAAUGGGCUUGACUAAUCACAUAAAAAAUAUUUGCUCAAAAUAUCAAGAAAUGGAUAAGACCUUUCUUACAACUAGAGAGGCACUAAGUAUGAUGAAGGUCUGUAAGGAAAUGGUGAGAGUUCAAAAGAUGAGAAAUUUUGAACCCAAAAUUGCAACUACCAUGAAAAAUAAAGAACAAGCGAAAGUAAGAAAUUUGGAUGUUGAACCAAUACCUUCAACUUCAUUGGUUGAGAAUGAUGACAAAAAAGAUAAGGACCAUUUGCCUUCAUCAUAAUUAUAGUAUAGUAUUUAUAUACUAAUUAUAAACUUUCUCUUAUUUUUUCCUUAAAAUAGGUAGUUUAAUUUAAAAAACCUAUUUAAGUUGAUUUCAUAAUUAAGAUUAAUAACUGUAUUAACAUACCUGAAAUGAUCUCCGUAUUAUUUUUACUUAACUCGUAAUAAUUAUAGACUCAUUGUUUUUAUGCAUGUUAUUUUUAUGACUGUUAAAUAAACUUCAUAAUUUAAGAUAACUUAUAGAACCCAAGGAUAUUUUUUAUAAUUACUUUAUCAACGAACUAUAAAUUUUUUUCCAUAAGAUAAAUGACUUAUAAUAUACAUUUUUUUUAUAAUUGUAUGUAAUACUAACUGUGUUUCUUAAAAAAUACCCUAUUAAUUAUAAAUUCGAAAGUACCUGUUAGCUUUUGAUACUAUGCUGAAAAAAUAAAAACAACUAUUGAU
Messenger RNA from Aphis gossypii (cotton aphid), 2429 nucleotides. RefSeq names its product ATP-dependent DNA helicase Q5-like. The transcript is spliced from 11 exons. Bases 352 to 1986 code for a protein of 544 amino acids. Lineage: Eukaryota; Metazoa; Arthropoda; Insecta; Hemiptera; Aphididae. The record is from RefSeq and is a predicted model, not a curated record. Gene Ontology annotation, biological process: double-strand break repair via homologous recombination. Gene Ontology annotation, molecular function: nucleic acid binding; ATP binding; 3'-5' DNA helicase activity. Gene Ontology annotation, cellular component: chromosome; cytoplasm.